GGUCGACUCGGCCUUAAAUCGCCUGAGCUGGUGCGGUGGGUAAAGCGACACCUUCACCGCUGGGGAAGAAGAGAGACGACUCGCAACUCUCCUCCACCCCGUCGGCAGUCUUAACAGGCGCCCGCUUGUGCCGGCUAACGAGUGGGGGAGGUAAAACGUUGCCUCUGUGGCCGCGGAGCAGCGUCCCCCCGCCGGCUUCUCCCGGGUGACGGCGGCGGUCGACGGCGUCGAUGGCGGAGCGCAAGGCGAUGCGCUACGGCCACAUGGAGGGGUUCACGGGGCUCUGCUACGACGACGCCGGCAGGUACAUCGUGACAUGUGGGGUGGAUGGAGAUGUCCGCAUCUGGGACGGUUUUGACGACGACGACCCCACGUCUGUGCGUGUCGGAGAAAAAGCUCACGCUGUUGCACUCAAGGGCAGCCGGCUCGUCACGGCCGUGUCCAAUCACACGGUGCAAGUUCACACCUUCCCCGAGGGCGUCGCGGACGGCAUCGUCACCCGCUUCACUGCGGCCCCCUCGCACCUCGACUUCAACCAGGACGGCUCGAAGCUCGCCGCUGCCGGAAGCGACUUCCUCAUCAAAGUUGUGGCCAUCAACGGUGGAGAGCAGCAGGUGACGCUGUACGGACACCAAGCGCCUGUGCUUAGCGUCGCCUUUGACCCCUGCGGUGUGUUCCUGGCUUCGUCCAGCUGCGAUGGGACGGUGUGCAUUUGGCUCAUAUCUGAUCAGUCCAGAGCACAAACGUGGGCUCUUCUUGACAAGUCGAACGACGUGUGCAACGCACGCACUCUCUGCCGCCUCGCCUGGCAACCACACACUGGACAGCAUUUGGCCGUACCUGUGGGAAAAGCUGUAAAGGUGUUCGAGAGAAACUCAUGGGACAAGAGUUUUGAAUUGGUGGCCGAUGGAGUCGUGCAGCCCUGGAAUGUGGUUGCAUGGGCACCGGGAGGUGGAAGCGUGGCGGCUGCCAGCGUGGAUGGACACAUUGUGGUGUGGGACAUUGCUUCACGGAGCUGUGUUGAAAGAGUGAGGCACGAGAAAGGAUACAGCAUCUGUGGACUUGCUUGGAGCCCUCAAGGCAGGGGGGAGCUGGCCUACACGGACACCAAGGGCAACCUGGGGCUGCUGCUGCACGUGUCCAUGGGCUCCACCGUUGCUCCGCGAGAGGUGCCACAGGCUGCGCCCCAUGCUGCUGCUGCUGAGGACGCCUACGAUGACCUCUUUGACACAGAUGACGCAGGGUUCCGGGACGACGAAGCCAUGGAGGAUGAAGGUGAUGGAGAUGAUGCGAGGCCGGCGGCCAACCGCAACCGCAGUCUCGUGCUGCAUGACGAUGAUUCCCGUGACACGGGCUCGCUGAGGCAAGGUUCCGCUGUGGACGAGGACGACGGGAGUCGGGGCCCGGCAGCGGAGGAUCAGCGGCCAGGACCUCUUCCCCCGGGCAACACAGGCCCUGCACCCACCCCCCGACAGAAGGCGUUCCAGCCGGGAUCAACUCCCGCACACCUCUCCCACCGCUUCAUGAUGUGGAACUCGGUGGGAGUGGUGCGGAGUUACAAUGACGAACAAGACAGCGCCAUAGAUGUGGAGUUCCACGAUGCGUCUCUGCACCACAGCAUGCACCUCGCCAACAACCUGAACCACACGCUGGCCCACCUCUCCAACCAGGCCGUGCUCCUGGCCUGUGAGGCCACGGAGGACACGCCUAGCAAGGUGCAGUGUCUGCACUUCGGCUCCUGGGACACGACGAAGGAAUGGACUCUGGAGCUGCCCACGGGCGAGACUGCCCGCGCCAUUUGCGUGGGUGGGGACUGGGUGGCCGUGGCCUCCAGUGGGGCCUCCAUGGGUCCUCUGCUCAGGAUCCUGUCCCUGGGAGGCCUGCAAAGGGAGGUGUCCCUGCUCCCAGGGCCGGUGCUCGCCUUGGCCGCUCACGCGUCGAAGUUGCUCGUCGCCUACCACAGGGGUGUGGCCUUUGAUGGAGACCAGUGUGUAGGAUUCCAGCUUCUGGAUUUGAGCUGCCAAGGUAGAAGGGCCGUCGUGCGAGGAGACCCCAUUCCCCUGGGACCCAAGGCCCAUCUCACCUGGCUCGGCUUCUCCGCCGAAGGUACCCCAGUAUUUGCAGACUCGCUGGGGGUGGUCAGUCUCAUGAACCGAGCGCUGGGCUACAGCUGGACCCCGGUGUGUUGUACCCGUGACCUACUCAAGAGCCGCGGAGACCACUACUGGCUGGUGGGCGUACAGGAGGCCCUGCAGCAGCUCAGGUGCAUUCCAUGCAAAGGCUCCAGAUUCCCACCCACGUUGCCCCGUCCAGCGGUCACCGUAGUGCCCUUCAAGUUGCCGUUCUGCCAGAUGAACACGGAGAAAGGCGCCAUGGAGGAGCAGUACUGGUGCUCCCGUCUGACCAAGGGGGCCGGACCCAAGGGCGACGCCACGCACCACCAGCAAGAGUGCCUCAUGAAGAUGUUUGCUCUGGCGUGCAAGCUGGACCGGGAGUUCCGCUGCGUGGAGGUGGCGCACAUGAUGACCCCUGCGGCACUGACCCUGGCGAUCAAAUACGCGUCUCGCUCGCGCCACCUGGGUCUGGCGGAGCGCCUCGCCGAGCUGGCGCGGUCGCUCGAGGAUGAGGCGGAGGCCAAGGCGGAAGAUGAUGAGGACGUGGAGGUGGCGGAAAACGAGGCUGAGACUGCGGCCAAGGAGCCGCCUGUGAGGCGGGACACGGAUCGGAGCAGACCAGUGCUGCAGAGCAACAGAGACCAGGAACCUUCCUUGCCAAUCAGGCCAGGGCCAGUUGUGCGAAAAUCCGCAAUUCAUCGCAGCAACCCAUUCAAAGUGUCGGCAGAAGCUGCGACCUCGAACGAGGAGCGGCCUCCGUGCAGCAGCAUUCUGGACAGCAUGAGCAAACCCCGACGCUCGGUUCCCACCCCUAGUCCCGGCCCACAGCCUGCCAAGCCAAAGGCCAAGCAGGCGACACUGUUCGGAAUGAGUUUCAAAGGAAAAGACCAAGAGGUGGCUGGAGAUGCUCAGAAGAAGGAAGAGUCUGGAGAUUCUCAGAUGAAGGAAGCUGCUGGGGUCAUUACAAAAGACAAGGAAGCUGUGCGAUGCGUGCGCACUGGCUUUGAGCUGUGGCUGCGGGAAAACCGUGAGCUCGUGGAGGCCGGGCGCAGCGACCUCGGCGAGGAGGAUCUCGUGCGAGACGGGACCGCGCGCUUCCGGGAGCUCCCGUCGCAAGAGAAGAAGGAAUGGAACGCCAAGGCAAAGGCGUUUGCGCAGGAAGCUAAAGAGGUGGAAGAUUUGAAGAGGAUGCGCGAGGAGCCGGUUACGGAGAACGAUCGGAAAGCUCCUCCCGACGAUGAACGCGCAUCGAAAAGGAAGCGUCCUUUGGCAGCGGUUACAAGUGUACAGUUGUCGGCCUUUGCAUUCAGCAAGGAUGGGUGAUCUUACGGAGUUUGUACAAAGUGCCGCCCCACCGAUUUUUAACACGUUGGCUGCAAUAAAUGUUCGAUGUUUUUGGUUAAAAGCUUUGUUGAUGUGACAAGUUAAAUGGACGUUCGCGACUUAUAUUUGUAGGUCGUGUCAAAGUGUGGCUUUUAACACCAGUUGCACAGCAGCUGCACACCAGCUUCACAACCUGUACACGUAUCGGUACGCACCAACCACACGCCAGUCACAACACUGG
Lethenteron reissneri (Far Eastern brook lamprey) is the source of this 3678-nucleotide messenger RNA. RefSeq names its product WD repeat and HMG-box DNA binding protein 1 (gene WDHD1). Gene Ontology annotation, biological process: DNA-templated DNA replication; DNA repair; mitotic cell cycle. The record is from RefSeq and is a predicted model, not a curated record. Gene Ontology annotation, cellular component: nuclear replication fork. Lineage: Eukaryota; Metazoa; Chordata; Hyperoartia; Petromyzontiformes; Petromyzontidae. Gene Ontology annotation, molecular function: chromatin binding; DNA binding; protein binding.